Messenger RNA from Phalacrocorax carbo (great cormorant), 7410 nucleotides. NCBI's taxonomy places the organism in Eukaryota, Metazoa, Chordata, Aves, Suliformes, Phalacrocoracidae. The record is from RefSeq and is a predicted model, not a curated record.
GUCGGUGGCGAUCGGGGCUCUCCGAGCGCGCGGGGCCUUUGCCGCCCCCGGAGACCGCGGCGGCACCGCCGGGUCCGGGCCGCCGCGGGACGCAGCGACACCUCCCCGGCCUCAGCCGGCCCCUCGCCGGCCACCACGGACGUGGAGGCGGCGGCGGCGGCGGGCGGAGCCGGGCCCGGCCCGGAGGGACGCGAGUCCUCCCGCCGCGGGGGAGUCUGCCCCGCCGCUCGGUAGGGGCCGGAGGGAGGGCUUGCUCGGCCCUCUCGGCGCCGGGGCCUCGGCGGCCGGGCUCGCCCCUCAGGGGCUGCGCUGAGCCCCGGCCGGCGGUGUGUGGGCUGCCGCGGCUGCGGGGCCGCGCUCCCGGCGCCGCUGGGGCCUCCCGGCGGGGAGGGAGGCCCGGCCCGGCGCUCCCCGUGAGGGGCCGGGGACGGGAACGGAGGAGCCCCAUCUCCUCGGCCAGCACCUUUGUUUCUCGGGCCCUGCCGCGGGAGAGGAGCGGCGGGACGCGGGCGGCGAGCUCCCGGUGCCCCCGGUCUAUUUGGGGCCUUCCUCCCCCGCCUGUGCUUCCCGGGCGCUGCCUCCCUCCUCGGUGGGUUUCUCUCACCCCUCUCGGCUGGAUAUCGCGGCUCCGGAGCAUCGUCGGUGGGACCGGCCGGGCCGAGAGCGGGCGGAGGAAACAGCAGGUCUCCCUUCUCCUCGCCUUCCAAAGCCAUACCAGCGUCUUGCUCUUGGGAUUAUAAAUGUUUGAACUCAGACCCAGGAAACUGGAAGGGGAGCCUCCCGUUGGAAUUAAGAGAAGAGACGAGAACGGAGGCUUUUCUAAAUCCUUUACGGGAAAGCUCUUGCCGUUUUCCCAUGCUGUCCAUACUCUUUUUAAUAAUGCGAUUGUGACCUGAGUGGAAUUUAGGAGCGAUGAACUAUUGAAGCUUGUUGCACCACUGCAUCAGACUUCUGUUUUCCCGCCCCCCCCUCAGCACAUGAUUCCCCCAUUCCAGCUGUUGCAGGACCUAUGGGCCAGUAAUAGAGGGAUGGGAAGCUGAGACAGUUUAUUUUAACAUUCUUCUGUUCUGGGGACUUGGCUAGUUAGCUGAAGCUGCUGCUGCUGCUUUUUGCUGGAUCUGCUCUUUACUCGGCAGGUUUAUUUGAUUUCAUGUGCACGGGGUGUUUAAAUUAAAUAGACAUUGGACUGGAGCUGAAUGGAUGCCUUGCGAUCUGAAAGGUUUUUGGGGGUAACAAAAAUCUACUAAAAACAGAGAAGAACUGGUACUGCAGGAAACCUGGGGCCUGUUUUCCGAGCCUUUUUAUUUUAUUGAGCAAGAUGAUGUGUGAGGUGAUGCCAACCAUCAGUGAGGCAGAGAUUCCCUCUGGGGGAAAUGGAGGCCAUGGUUCAGGUUCCCCGUUACAGUCAGAUGCUGAUUCCCAUUUUGAGCAAUUAAUGGUAUCCAUGUUGGAAGAAAGGGAUCGCCUUCUGGAAACACUAAGAGAAACUCAGGAGACGCUAGCAUUGACCCAGGGCAAGCUACAUGAAGUUGGUCAUGAGAGAGAUUCCUUGCAGAGACAGCUCAAUACUGCACUUCCACAGGAAUUUGCAGCGCUUACAAAAGAGCUAAAUGUAUGCAGGGAGCAGCUGCUUGAAAGGGAAGAAGAAAUUGCUGAGCUGAAAGCAGAAAGAAAUAAUACAAGGCUCUUACUGGAACAUUUGGAGUGCCUUGUCUCCAGGCAUGAGCGAUCUCUCAGAAUGACUGUUGUAAAGAGACAAGCUCAGUCUCCGGCAGGAGUUUCUAGUGAAGUAGAAGUUCUCAAAGCACUAAAAUCUUUAUUUGAACACCAUAAAGCCCUUGAUGAAAAGGUAAGGGAGAGGUUACGAGUAGCACUUGAAAGAUGUAGCUUAUUGGAAGAAGAACUAGGUACUACGCAUAAAGAGUUAAUGAUUCUGAAAGAGCAAAAUAAUCAGAAGAAAACACUUCCAGAUGGGAUGCUGGAUAUAAAUCACGAACAGGAAAAUACACCAACUACAAAUGGGAAGCGAUCCUCUGAUGGUUCUUUAUGCCACGAUGAAAACCUUGCUAAAGUGAUUGAACUCCAAGACAUCAUAGAUAAGCAAAACAAAGAGCAGACACAAAUGAAAGAACGCCUUACUGCUUUGUCUAGCAGAGUAACAGAGCUGGAAGAGGAUCUUGACACAGCUAGAAAAGACUUAAUAAAAUCUGAGGAAAUGAAUACGAAGUUACAGAGAGAUGUACGAGAGACUAUGGCCCAAAAGGAAGACAUGGAAGAGAGAAUUACAACUCUUGAGAAACGCUACCUCGCUGCACAACGUGAAGCUACAUCUGUGCAUGACCUCAAUGAUAAACUUGAAAAUGAAAUUGCCACUAAAGACUCCAUGCAUCGACAGAGUGAAGAUAAGAACAGGCAAUUGCAAGAACGACUGGAACUAGCUGAGCAAAAGCUGCAGCAGACUUUGAGAAAAGCUGAAACUUUGCCAGAGGUGGAAGCUGAGCUGGCACAGAGAGUUGCAGCACUUUCAAAGGCUGAGGAGAGACAUGGCAAUAUAGAGGAACGACUGAGACAGAUGGAAGCACAGCUAGAAGAAAAGAAUCAAGAACUGCAAAGGGCAAGACAGAGAGAGAAGAUGAAUGAAGAGCAUAAUAAGCGUUUGUCAGAAACCGUUGAUAAGCUUCUGUCUGAAUCUAAUGAAAGGCUUCAGCUUCAUCUCAAGGAAAGGAUGGCUGCCUUGGAAGAUAAGAAUUCACUUCUUCGAGAAAUUGAAAAUGCAAAAAAACAAAUAGAGGAACUUCAGCAUGAAAAGGAUCAACUUUUAAUAAAUGUUGAAGCAUUAAGGGCUGAAAAUGACCAAGUGAGACUCAGAGCCACAUCACUUCAUCAUAGCCGACCAGACUUCAGGUACCCUGUGACAUCUUCGUCUGUGGCUGACAGUCAUACAGACUCCUAUGGCACCUCGUCAGUGUUAAGGCGUCCCCAGAAAGGACGUUUGGCAGCUCUCAGAGAUGAACCUUCAAAGGUUCAGACUCUGAACGAGCAGGACUGGGAGCGAGCCCAGCAAGCAAGUGUAUUGGCAAAUGUGGCACAAGCAUUUGAAAGCGAUGUUGAUGUUUCUGACAUUGAGGAUGAUAGGGAGACUAUAUUCAGUUCAGUUGAUCUGCUGUCACCAAGUGGUCAGGCUGAUGCUCAGACUUUGGCCAUGAUGCUUCAAGAACAGUUGGAUGCAAUCAACAAAGAGAUUAGACUUAUACAAGAAGAAAAGGAAAACACAGAGCAGCGUGCAGAGGAGAUUGAAAGCAGAGUGGGUAGUGGAAGUUUGGAUGCCCAUGGCCGGUUCCGGUCCAUGAGCUCCAUUCCUCCUCCCUAUGCAAGUGGUUCACUUGCUGGUUCUUCCCCGCCUGGCAGUGGCCGCUCCACCCCAAGGAGAAUUCCACAUAGUCCAGCUCGGGAAGUGGACAGACUAGGUAUCAUGACACUGUCUACAGCUUCUAGAGAAGAGGUACGAGAUGAUAAAACCACAAUAAAAUGUGAGACAUCACCACCUUCUUCACCUCGAUCUUUGCGUUUGGACAGAGUCCAAAAGGGAGCUUUGCAUACAGUGAGCCAUGAAGAUAUCAGGGACAUAAGAAAUUCAACAGGCUCGCAAGACGGGCAAACAAGUAAUCCUAGUAGCAGCAACAGUAGCCAAGAUUCCCUUCAUAAAGCUCCCAAAAAGAAGGGGAUCAAAUCCUCUAUUGGCCGCUUGUUUGGCAAGAAAGAAAAGGGACGACCUGGACAUGCAAGCAAGGAUACAUUAGGACAAGUUGGCAUGGCAGAAGCAGAUAGUUCCUCUCAGGAUGCAUUAGGUCUCAGCAAGCUUGGAGGACAGGCAGAAAAAAACAGGAAAAUGCAGAAAAAGCAUGAGUUGCUUGAGGAAGCCAGAAGACAAGGUUUACCUUUUGCACAGUGGGAUGGGCCCACUGUGGUUGUGUGGUUGGAGCUCUGGGUUGGGAUGCCAGCCUGGUACGUGGCUGCUUGCCGAGCAAAUGUGAAAAGCGGUGCUAUCAUGUCAGCCUUGUCUGAUACAGAAAUACAGCGUGAAAUUGGAAUUAGUAAUCCUCUGCACAGACUGAAGCUGAGGCUGGCCAUUCAGGAAAUCAUGUCACUAACAAGUCCAUCUGCCCCUCCCACCUCAAGGACGACCACGGGAAAUGUCUGGGUAACACAUGAAGAAAUGGAAAAUCUUACAGCCACACAACAAACGACAUUAGCCUAUGGUGAUAUGAACCACGAGUGGAUUGGCAAUGAAUGGCUCCCUAGUCUGGGGCUCCCUCAGUAUCGCAGCUAUUUCAUGGAGUGUCUUGUUGAUGCUCGAAUGCUGGAUCAUUUAACUAAAAAAGAUCUGCGUGGGCAACUUAAAAUGGUGGACAGCUUUCACAGAAACAGUUUUCAGUGUGGAAUUAUGUGCCUACGAAGACUGAAUUAUGAUAGAAAAGAACUUGAAAGAAAACGAGAAGAAAGCCAGAAUGAAAUUAAGGAUGUUCUUGUCUGGAGCAAUGAAAGAAUGAUCCACUGGGUAGUGUCCAUUGGUCUUAAAGAAUACGCAAAUAACCUUAUAGAGAGCGGAGUUCAUGGUGCACUUGUGGCCUUAGAUGAAUCGUUUGAUUACAAUGCAUUAGCCCUCUUAUUACAAAUACCCACUCAAAACACACAGGCUCGUGCUGUUCUGGAGAAGGAAUUUAAUAACCUUCUUGCUGUGGGCACUGACAGGAGACUUGAUGAAGAUGAUGAUAAGAGCUUUAGGAGAGCACCUUCAUGGAGAAAGAAGUUUAGACCAAAGGACAUAAGAGGUUUAGCUGCUGGAUCAGCAGAGACUCUCCCUGCAAAUUUCAGAGUUACAACCUCAAUGUCUUCACCCUCUAUGCAGCCAAAGAAGAUGCAGAUUGAUGGCAGUGUAUCAGGAACACAAAGAUUGGAUUCUGCUACAGUAAGGACCUACUCCUGUUAAAGCCUUCUCCUGUUUACCCACACUAUUUCUACCGGUGAUAUGCAGCAUUUUGAACAUUUGGAACCCUUAACCUGUUAAUACUUGUUAAAUGGACACUUUGAGAUAUUUUAUUACAGAGUUUUUAAUUAGCAAAGAAAUUCAUGAGUACUAUAGAGAAAAUAUUUUAGAAUCUAAAUGUUUCUUAUAUUUAUGUGACUUCUCAUUUAUAUAGUUACUUACUUUUUCUGUUUUUAUUCAGUCUACAAAUCAAAUCAUUGCUGAUUUUUUUAUUCUAAUUUUAGUCUUUCCAACUGAAUGUACUGUAAUGCUUGUAUGUAUAUGUCCCUAUAAGUAAUAUAGGGUUUUUGUAAAUUAUGCAGUUACUGUAAUUAUCAUUGUUUUUUAAUAAUGAAACUGAAGGUGAAAAGGAUUUUAAUACCUUUGUAAAAGUAUCAUGACACCAAGCAGUAUAUAUUUUGUCUUUUGGAAACGUUAGCUUAGAUCUGAAAACAAGUCCAGCUUUUUUCAGGUAAGCCUAUGUUGUUGCAGAAGGUAUGGUACAUGAUCAUUGUUCUUUGCAGAACUGUACCUUUCCACAAAGAGGAUUUGUCAAGUAGUGGAAAUUUUGUCUUUAUUUAAAAUAUAACUCGUUUUAAAAGCUGAGAGGAACUGUAACACUAUGGAAUGCUCUUAGAAGUGAUUGACUCGGUCAUAACACUCUCCGCUGUGUUUGUAUAGUGUAUGUUCACAGUGACUGAAAACAAGCCAUAAACCAAGAACUGGUUUUAUUUUUUUUUCCUUACCUGAGGAAGAUAGACUUCAUAAUAAUUCCUGGUCGUAAUCCACGGGCCACAGUUUUUUUUGUCCUAGAUCUUUUUGAUUGAAAACACUUGUGGAAAGAUGCUGGUGAAAGUAGUUUUAACGGACCAACUAUGAAGCACUGCAGGCUCAUGUCAAAUGAGUAGUGAAAGAUGAAGGUGCAAGGGGCUGAACACUAAAGCAGUGCAACUUCUAAUAAAGGCCUUACUUUUCUUAUGUAAGUCAUCUUUUGUGUUUUGUAAACUUGUUCUAAAGAGUGUCUGGACUUUAAUUUUGAUGGUUGUAGCCAUUUUGGACUGUAUGAGUAGAAAAUGUAUCCAACACUUGUAAAUGGCAUAUUAAAAAGCCAGCAAGAAUCUGUUCAGAUGGUGCAUUAUUUAUUAUGCAACAAUAUAUAUAGCAUGUCUUUUUUUCUUACUGUUUUCCACUUCUAACUGCUUGUAAAACUGAAAUUCAUUGUUCUGUUUUUCUAUUAAUCUUUUGUGUAUUUUCAGAUUAUGUAACAAUAUGUACAGUCUACUUUUGAACUAUUUUUAUCACAGUAUUAUUUAUUGCUUUCUUUCAAUAAAGUACUGAUGCAUUUUCCACUGCCAAUAAAACACUAUUGGAAAGCUAAGAUCUAAUUGUAUGCAGGCAGAUACUUUUGCAGUGCGUGGAUAUUGUCAAUAAAACAUCUUCAUGAUUGUAGAUCUUGUUUCAGAUGAUGACUUUUCUCCAGUAGAAAAAUGUUCUGCUAAAUGUGACAUUUUCUUUGGAAUUGUUCAAGUUCACAUGCGUUAAUCGGUUUUGGAAAACCAGUUUUCAGAAGAAAACUGCUUUACUGCCUACUUCUACUAGUAGUUAGAGCUAUGAUUUACUUUUUUUUUAAAAAAGUAACGAAAACUAUGUCACAACUUCAGUGUGUUCUGGUCCACAUGAUGAAGAUUGAAGUGCUGUUCGAUACCGAAGCAACAGUUGCUUUGUUAAGAAAUGAGAUUAUGACCAUGGUGAUAUUUGGGGGAGGAACAUAGGAAUCGAGGGAACCAAUACAAAAUUGGGUCACAACAGGGCUGUUUAUGUCAAUUUUAAUACAUUUGUAAACCAUUUCUUGUGUAGAAGAGAAGACAGAAGGAUAAACUUAAGAAAUAAUUGAAGCAGUAGCGAAACACAUUUCAUCAUGUCCUCUAGAUCAACAGCAGGAUGUGGAAUGCAUGGAAUGGAGAAAUAUUGUGAUUGAUGCUUUAAACAUUGUUCAGUAAUGCGUCUCUGUUUGUCUAGCUUGUCUGUAUGAGUUGCUGUCUGAUCAUUUGCAGUCUCUUUUAUAUUUUCAGAGAAUCUAUCUUUCUAGAAAAAGCUAAAAUGAAACUGCAGAAGGAGAUCCUGACUCACUGUUCAACUAAACGUCACUGUUUAGAAGAAAAUUGCAUAGACAUUUCUGGUCACUGAUGUGAUAGUAGGUGUUCAAAGUCAUGUAUUGUUGCUUCUCAAAAGUGAAAACAACGCGGAAUAGACUUGUAAAAUGUGAAAAGAAAAUACGUUUAUUAUUUUAAGGCUGUAAAACCUUAACUGUUAUGGAACAAUGGAAUUGACAUGAGAGCUAGAAUAAAUGAGUGAAAUAGAAAAAGCUUUCACGAACUGGCAAA